Messenger RNA from Pungitius pungitius (ninespine stickleback), 1980 nucleotides. Its product is annotated as CD209 antigen-like. The record is from RefSeq and is a predicted model, not a curated record. Bases 94 to 984 code for a protein of 296 amino acids. The transcript is spliced from 6 exons. NCBI's taxonomy places the organism in Eukaryota, Metazoa, Chordata, Actinopteri, Perciformes, Gasterosteidae.
GCUCAGAGAGUGAAACCAGCCUGAAGGUCCUGCUCCUCCUGCGAGCUUUAAAGAUACACACCUGUUUGUGUUGUUGUUGUUGUUGUUGUUGUGAUGUCGACCCCCGGGGGCUCCCUGGCCUGUGAGGGGAUGUACUCCAAGCUGAUAGACGACGAGGGCGCGCACGACGAGGUGAACCUCAGGCCAGAUGUGGGACUUGGCGCUUACCCGGCCCCCCCCGUCAGAACGGGCCCCCGGCCGGGCGGCCCCGGGCCCUACCGUCUGGCCACCAUCUGCCUGGCCACGCUGUGCGCCGUGCUGCUGAUCUCCAUCAUCGCCGUCACCAGUAAGAAGGAACCUCAGAGAGACGCAGGAGGCACCUCAGAGAUGCAGAAGAAGGACGCAAACACGUCGGCGCUGACCGCCGCCAUCAGCAAGCUGCAGCAGGAGAAGGAGGAGCUCCAGGCCAAGCUGGACCUCAUGGUGGCCAGCAAAGUCCCCGAGGUGACCAAACCCCCCACCAGGGCCUCCACAAGGGCCCCCACCAGGGCCCCCACCAGGGCCCCGCCCGUCUGCCCCCCGGACUGGAGCCUCUUCAACAACAGCUGUUACUUCAUCUCCAGGACCACCAGGGAUUGGCCUGAGGCCAAGUCCUUCUGCCAGAGCCAAGGAGCUCACCUGGCCAUCAUCCUCACGGCGGAGGAGCAGACGUUCCUGUGGGAUCUUCUCCCCAGAGGCCACUGGAACUCGUUCUGGUUUGGGAUCACUGACGAGCACACAGAGGACCAGUGGAAAUGGGUGGACGGCAGCGCGCUGGUUGGAGGGUUCUGGGAGGUGGGCGAGCCCAACAACCACAUCGACGAGGACUGCGGCUACAUCGUGAAGACGCUCGUGCUGGAGCGCGUGGCCAUCCGGAGCUGGUACGACGCGCCGUGCACCAUGUACCUCCCCUUCAUCUGUGAGAAGGAGAUGGGCCGCGGCGCCAGCACCGCCACGCCCCACUGAGGACGCCGGCAGACCGGAAGAACUCUUCAUCGUUCUGAGCUGCUGCUCCUCGUUUAUUCCCUUUUGUGUUCCCUUUUGAGUUUUAUAUACUGUAUAUAUAAACACAUCCAUCAUCAAAUUGAUUUAAUAUCUGUAAUAGAUUCAUCGUGAGUGUUGUCAUGGUGACACAGGUGAUAAUUGGAAUCAGGCGCUGAGCCGUUCUUUUGAUUGGGUUUUGAUUUUGACAUCAAUCAAACGUUUUAAAUGAUGUGCUAAAAAUGUCCUGUGCAUCUCGUAAAUGAAUAAUAAUAAUUUCUUUGUUGGUUAAUUGGAUUUUGUCACGUGGAAUGGAAACGAUUUCCCCCGUUGCUUCACACUGCAGCAGACCUUGUUGUUGUUGUUGUUGUUGUUGUUGUCCAGCAGGUGGCAUUACUCACACUAGUCGUCCACCUGUUGACUCCACUGCACAAAGUCUGCAGGCCUCAUUCAAUGUGGAGAAAACACAGAGAAACUUCAGUGGAUCGUUCAAAUACAUCUUUUAUGUGCAUUUUUCUAUUCAAGGAGACGUAUACAAGAUUUCCUCCUUUCUCAUAUUUCUGAUUUUUGGAUACAAAAUGUAAAAUGGCUUCAACUGUCUGACUGUUUUUCUAUGAAAAUAAAGCAAAAAUAUGAACAGAAAAAUGGUGUUAACCAUGUGAUUCACUCUCCUCCGUCUCCUGUACAAGAAGAAAACAGCUGUUCUGAUCUUUGUUAAGCAAAGCAGUUCCAUUCAAUUAAAUAAUCUAUUCAAACAUGUUCUAUGUACAAAUAAAUCUUAAAUAAAUAAAUCAUUUUACAAAGGAUGACUUAAAGAAUACACAAAGUGAAACACCAUCGUUAAACACUGAUUUCCGCCCGACGGCCUUCACAGGAACCCGGUUGUGUAGUAAGGUGUGUUGUGUGCGGUUUGUGUUCAUUCCUCCCUCCUGAGCUUGUUAGCUCAGCUCCUCUGUGUCAGCUCAUUAGGCCAGAUUACAG